CAGGUAGAACUCGGAUCUGUUCAAAACUACUUCCACAAAUGGAUUUGACAUCAGGGAAAACAGGCAGAGUCUACUUACGACCACAAAAGUCUGGAAAAAAAUGGAAGCCUGUGUGGUUGACCCUGAUCCCUCCGAGCAGCAGUGCAGUCGGACGAAUCGAGAUACAGGAUCAAGGAGGUACACUGGGGGAGCCCGGACGGAGGAGGCACCAGGCUCUGGGAGAAAAGAAGCCCAAAAUCAUCAGACUGUCUGAGCUGCUCAAUGUGCUGAGACUGCCCCCCAACGCAGAGGCCUGUCCCAUGGAGAACAUGUGUGCAUUCUGUGUGGAGACUCAGGAGAGGACUUUGGUGUUUGCUGCUCUCAAAAGCGACUGUGUCGAGUGGGUCGACAAACUUUGUCACAGCACAUUUCAGAAAACUAGUGUCCCAGACCUAAAGCCUCAAAUGGAGGAGAACGCCAUCUACGCUUCAGCGGACCAUGUGUCAGAUUUCCGUGUGACGGUGGAGAAGACAGACGCAGCUGCACGAUGUGGCCUGCAGGGAGUGUACUGGCUGCAGGUGGGCCGUGAGUCGCUGCUGCUCAAAGACACACAGAGGAGCACAGUGCAGGAGUGGCCCUACGAAGUGCUCCGGAGAUACGGGAAGGACAAGGGCUCGUUGUCCAUAGAAACAGGACGGCGUUGUGAUUGUGGUCCGGGCACCAUCAUCUUCGACACCCCUCAAGCCGAAACCAUCUUCAGCGUAAUCCAAUCCACCAUCAAACGCAAGACCAUGCACACGGCCCCCCACUCUGGAGAGGCUUUGGAGGUGGAGAAAUCAGUCACUGCGAACAGACAGGCCCACUCCCCUUUACCCAGAACCCCCGAGCUCAACAGACUAUCAGUGUCAUCAGCCAUCUUUGAAAACAAACUCAAAAUGGACAGCGAAGAGGCGACAUCAUCACAUCCAGCCCCGAUAACUUUAAUGCCUCUACCUUCACUCCCCACACAAGAAAUUAGAUCUAAAAGUGUUAUAGACAAUGUUUAUGCUGAUCCUAAUGAAUGUAUGCAAUCUCCAAAAUUUAGCACGGCUUUGUAUGUCGACCCCGCCAGCGUUCUUCCGCUAAAACCACCCGAAACAGCAGAACCUGGCCAAAACAAGCUACAUUCAGUCUACUCAGAGGUGUUUGAUAAAGUUAGCAGUGGUCGGAGGGCUGUAAAGUUUGCAGAUGACGAUCAUAUCUACUGUGAGCCAGUGAAAGGGGCAGAGGAGAAGGAGAAGACGGAAGAGGAGGAGGUGAAGAAGGCGGAUCCAUUUGCUCACCUGUACGCGCAGGUGUGCAAAACAAACAAAGGAGUACCAUCGCCACAGCCAAGAGAAGAGGAGAGAGAGAAGGAGGAGAGAGAAAGGGGGGAGGGUGAUGUCAUUUAUGAGAGCCUGGGAAUUAUUUAAAAGUAGGUUUCACUUUAAAAUGUGAUCAAAGUCUUGGAGUAAAAGGAUAAAAAAGG
This is a messenger RNA of Periophthalmus magnuspinnatus, 1486 nucleotides long. RefSeq names its product docking protein 1-like. Gene Ontology annotation, biological process: positive regulation of MAPK cascade; cell surface receptor protein tyrosine kinase signaling pathway. The transcript is spliced from 8 exons. The record is from RefSeq and is a predicted model, not a curated record. Bases 39 to 1430 code for a protein of 463 amino acids. Gene Ontology annotation, cellular component: cytoplasm. Lineage: Eukaryota; Metazoa; Chordata; Actinopteri; Gobiiformes; Gobiidae.